UAAUCCACCGAUGCACGAAGACACAAACAAUCUCGCAAGCCACCAAGACCAUCUUAGCUUCAAACCCAGUCUUCAUGGCGAACCAAGCUUUCCUCCACCUCGCGCUACUACUGCUGCUCCUCUGCAGCGCCACCCAAGGCGAUGAGCUGGGAGCAGAUGCGGUGGGCCGGACGGCGUGCCAGGCGGCGGACCUGGUGGUGAGGCAGUCGGCGACGGGGCGGGUCGUGGAGGGUAAGCCGGAGUACGCAGUGGAGGUGACCAACCGCUGCCGGUGCGCGCAGUCCAGGGUGCUGCUCCGCUGCUACGGCCUUAGCAGCGUCGAGGCCGUGGACCCGCGGGCGAUCCGGCCCGUCGACGGCGAGCGCUGCCUGCUCCGGGGCGGCCGGCGGAUCCCGAGCGGCGCGCCGGUGCGGUUCAAGUACGCCUGGAUGACGCCGUUCGACUUCCCUCUGGUCAGCUCGCAGGCCCACUGCUAGGUACUACUAGCUGCGUGUGCCUAGAUCAGCCGAUGGUACUCAUGUAAUGUAAGAGACAUUUUAUAGUGCACAAGUGCAGUAGUGCGAUUGCGCGCUCCGCCGCGCGCGAUGCUACCCCGUUUGAUAUUAGCUAGGCUGAUUUGCUGCGGUUUCUCUCUAUUGUAACACGAAUGUGAGUGUUAGUUACACCCUUUGUAAAGAAAUAUAAAAGCGUUUAGAUCACUUGGUGAUCUAAACGCUCUUAUAUUAAUGAUCUAAACACUCUUAUAUUUCUUUA
Messenger RNA from Triticum dicoccoides, 753 nucleotides. Its product is annotated as TPD1 protein homolog 1A-like. The coding region runs from base 75 to 476 and encodes 133 amino acids. Gene Ontology annotation, biological process: cell fate determination. The transcript is spliced from 2 exons. The record is from RefSeq and is a predicted model, not a curated record. NCBI's taxonomy places the organism in Eukaryota, Viridiplantae, Streptophyta, Magnoliopsida, Poales, Poaceae.